This is a messenger RNA of Chelonus insularis, 1130 nucleotides long. RefSeq names its product carboxypeptidase B-like. The record is from RefSeq and is a predicted model, not a curated record. Gene Ontology annotation, biological process: proteolysis. Lineage: Eukaryota; Metazoa; Arthropoda; Insecta; Hymenoptera; Braconidae. Gene Ontology annotation, molecular function: zinc ion binding; metallocarboxypeptidase activity. The coding region runs from base 46 to 1077 and encodes 343 amino acids. The transcript has 8 exons.
CAGUUAUAAAAGCUUUCAGUACGAAAAAUAGUCUUAUUGUUCAUUAUGAAUCGGGCUUACAUUUUAAUUUUCUUAUUUUUACCUCUUGACGCUUUCGCCGAAAUUGGAGUUCUUAGAUUAAUAAAAGAUCAAAGAUUUUGGGGAUCACCUCUGUUAAGGCAUCCUAUAAAUCAUCUUCCGCGUUAUGAAUCCAUAACUGAUUAUUUAGAAAGUAUUGCAUCUAAUUAUCGUAAUAUUGUAUCACUAGAAGAUAUUGGAACUACUUUUGAAGAAAGAACAAUAUAUGCUGUUAAAAUUUCUAGUGGUGGAAUAGGCAAACCAAAAAUCCUAAUUGAUGCUGCAAUGCAUGGCCAUGAAUGGAUGGCUCCAACUGUAGCUAUAUACGCUAUACAUCAAUUAAUAACAAAUAAAUCACAUACAUAUCUUUAUCAAAAUGUUGACUGGUACAUUAUUCCUUGUUUAAAUCCUGAUGGGUAUGAAUUCACGGUUUCAUCAGGUAAUCGUUGGUGGAGAAAAAACAGGUCAAUUAAUGAAGGAUCAUCGUGCAUCGGUACCGAUAUAAACAGGAAUUUUGAUAUUGGCUGGAUGGGUAAAUCAAACAUAGAUGAUCCUUGCUCAGACUUUUAUCGUGGAUUCACACCUUUUUCUGAAUCUGAAAGUAAGGCAUUAAGAAAUUUGUUCAGAUCUAAUAGAGGAUUGAUCAAAGUAUAUUUAACUUUACACUCAUUUGGAAUGUACUUUUUGUAUCCUUGGAGUUGGACAAAAAUAUCUACAAACAAUUUUGAUUUACAAAUCGUCGCUAAUAAAGCUGCAAGGGCAAUUACUAGAAGGUAUAAUACACGAUAUACUGUUGAUAAUGUUAGACGUAUAGAAAAUGAAAUUUGCGGUUCGAGUGUUGAUUGGAUGUUAGCUGUUGGAAAUGGUGUAGAUUUAUCUUACACGUUACAAUUACCUGGUCAUACAUAUCACAUGUUCAAACUGCCUCUCGAAGCAAUUGGAUUGGAGACUCUUGAAGCUUUUAAAGUGUUUCAUUCAUACAUUGAAAAUAAAUAUUUAACAAAUAAUGGACAAAAUUGAAAAACUAUUUAUUUUUAAAUGUUGGAGAUUAACAGUAAGAUAAAUUUUAUAAA